AGAGCGGCCAGGAGGAGGGUUGGUGCUGCUCUCGUCUCUCUCCGUUCCGAGCAUUCCGGAAAACCAUGGCUACUCUCAAGGAGAAGCUGAUCGCCCCCAUCGCUGAGGGAUCCGUAGUGCCGAACAACAAGAUAACUGUUGUGGGGGUUGGACAGGUUGGGAUGGCCUGUGCUAUCAGCAUCCUGGGAAAGGACCUUUGUGAUGAGCUUGCUCUGGUUGAUGUUUUGGAAGACAAACUUAAAGGAGAAAUGAUGGAUCUACAGCAUGGGAGCUUGUUCCUUCACACUCACAAGAUUGUGGCAGACAAAGACUAUGCUGUCACAGCCAACUCCAAGAUUGUGGUAGUAACUGCAGGAGUUCGUCAGCAAGAGGGGGAGAGUCGUCUCAACCUGGUUCAGAGAAAUGUGAAUGUCUUCAAAUUCAUCAUUCCUCAGAUUGUCAAAUACAGCCCCAACUGUACUAUUCUGGUGGUUUCUAACCCUGUGGAUAUAUUGACCUAUGUCACCUGGAAGCUGAGUGGCCUGCCAAAAAACCGUGUGAUUGGAAGUGGCUGCAAUCUAGACACAGCCAGAUUUCGCUAUCUGAUGUCCGAGAGACUUGGUAUACACCCAACCAGCUGCCAUGGUUGGAUCUUGGGAGAACAUGGUGAUUCUAGUGUGGCUGUUUGGAGUGGAGUUAAUGUGGCAGGUGUUUCACUCCAGGAGUUGAAUCCUGCCAUGGGAACUGACAAAGAUAGUGAGAACUGGAAGGAGGUCCACAAGCAAGUAGUUGAAAGUGCCUAUGAGGUAAUCAGACUUAAGGGAUACACAAACUGGGCCAUUGGCCUUAGUGUUGCUGAGCUCUGCGAGACCAUGCUGAAGAACUUGUGCCGUGUUCACUCAGUCUCAACACUGGUAAAGGGCAUGUAUGGCAUUGAUAAUGAUGUCUUCUUGAGUCUUCCUGCUGUCCUGAAUAGCUCUGGAUUGACAAGUGUCAUCAACCAAAAGCUGAAGGAUGAUGAGGUGGCUCAGUUGAAAAAGAGCGCGGAUACAUUGUGGAACAUCCAGAAAGAUCUUAAAGAUCUGUAAUCUAUGAAUGUUAGUUAUGUUCCAGAAAUAGAAAAAGUUAUGUGCAGAGUGGGCUCUACACACUGUACAUCUCUAUGGUUUAAACAUUUAAUGCUGUUCCAAAAUGAGCUUUGUUCACGGUAGCUAAACUUAUGCUUGCUGUAACGCACAGACCUUAUGAACAAAUAAAGUAACUUUCAGGCA
This is a messenger RNA of Melopsittacus undulatus (budgerigar), 1250 nucleotides long. RefSeq names its product lactate dehydrogenase B (gene LDHB). The transcript has 8 exons. The record is from RefSeq and is a predicted model, not a curated record. Gene Ontology annotation, cellular component: cytoplasm. NCBI's taxonomy places the organism in Eukaryota, Metazoa, Chordata, Aves, Psittaciformes, Psittaculidae. Gene Ontology annotation, biological process: pyruvate metabolic process; lactate metabolic process. Gene Ontology annotation, molecular function: L-lactate dehydrogenase (NAD+) activity. The coding region runs from base 66 to 1067 and encodes 333 amino acids.